Messenger RNA from Vespula pensylvanica (western yellowjacket), 810 nucleotides. RefSeq lists its product as uncharacterized. The transcript is spliced from 3 exons. Bases 226 to 690 code for a protein of 154 amino acids. Gene Ontology annotation, biological process: positive regulation of voltage-gated potassium channel activity; regulation of synaptic transmission, cholinergic; sleep. The record is from RefSeq and is a predicted model, not a curated record. NCBI's taxonomy places the organism in Eukaryota, Metazoa, Arthropoda, Insecta, Hymenoptera, Vespidae.
UUCAGUUUCAAAGUGGACACGUUCCGCGACGCCGGUUUUUCAAUUCAUAGUGCUCUUUUAUUCCCCCCUAUCGAAAACCGAACGUAUAUCGUAUAUCAUAAGUUACAGUGUUUUUCAAAAUAUUUAUACAUAUAUAUAUAGAUAUAUAUAUAUAUAAAUAUAAAUAUCGAUAUCUUGCUCUCUUUCUCUUUUCUUUUGACUAAAAUAUCAUUUUGAAUAUUCAAUAUGGUUUCCAAUACUUUUUGGAUGCUCCUGACAGUAUUUCUUACUAUUUUCGCAAAUUCUGGCUCAGCGUUAAGGUGUUGGGAGUGUUCAUCUCAUAUGAACGCCAUGUGCGGUGAUCCUAUGAAUUCUACCGACCAUCAAGCUAUGUUUCAUGUGAAAGAGUGUGGAAGAGGUCCUUAUGCUAGUUCUAAACCAAUUUGUCGUAAAAUGGUAAAAAGAGAUGGCGGUGAUCGUGUCGUGAUACGUUCCUGUGCAAUACCAAAUCACGAUGAAACGGAUAUAACCGAUGGUCCUUGCAGUCCGCUUAUGACAAACGGUCGAGACAUGGUCGAAUCUUGUCAUAUCUGUAGUACCGAUCUUUGCAAUUCGGCGAGUGGCCUGUUAACGACGCAAUCGUUAUACAUCGCUGGAUUAAUUCUGAUCGGUUAUCGUUUUUUCGAAUCGAACUAUAAUCGUGUUAUGUAAUUAUUAAAAAUAACAAACUGACAACCCAUUUCGAAAAAUAGAAAACGGUUGUGAAUGGUUGAGAUAUACAGAUAUACAAUAUUUAUAUCAUUUAAUGAAUUAUUUGUUCACUAAAAAAAU